AUGCCCAGGAGAGGCCUCACUGCCGAGGAGCGCCAGCGCGUAGACGCCUUCAGCAGAGCCCUAGAGACGGCUCUGAGCCAGGUCGACAGCAAAGACGCCGACGGCCGGCUCCGCGCCCAAGCGCGAGUGGAGGACGCAUACCCUCUGAGCCAAGAGGUCCGCGAGGCGUGGUCGCUCGAGGAGACGGCCCGGUUCGCCGACCCGCUGCGGCAAGUGGCCGAGGCCGUCGACGCGGCCCAGUUCAAGCCAGACGCUCCCUGGGGGCUGGUGGUCUAUCGAACGGCGUACGGCGACGACGCCGCCUGGGCCCGGAUGCUGGACGAGCUCCGCGGUCCCGUCGAGGCGCUGCCGUACGAGCCCGCCCCCAACCCGGAGCUGUAUCCCAGGCACCGCUUCCAGGUCAUGAGCGACCGGGGCCUGUAUGAGGGCGCCACCAUCGACGCCCUGCGCGAGAGCUUCUCCGCGUGGGUGGUGCACGAGUACCGCGCCAACUGUAGGCCGGAGCGGCGUCCCUCGGUGGACGAGUUCAACGCCGACGCGGCGGGCCGAGACGGUGGCUACGCCGGCGGGGCUCGCUACAACUUCUUCCUGGUCGUCGAUCAGGUCUGUCUCGAGUCCCUGGAUCAGGAGUGCGGCGCCGUGGUCAAGCUCGUGCAGAGAGCUGCGCACGGCGCCGCAGGCGAUGGCUACUCGGCCGAGGAGGUGGAGCAGAUGGGCCCCCGGGGUCGAGAUUCACGGUGGGAGGGCGGCCUGACGGAGAGCGAGUUUGAGAAUGUCGGCUGGAUGUACAUGGAGGCGACUGACUACGUCGCCUUUCAGGAGAGACUGGCGGAUGCUGGGAACUGGGAGGACCAGUACCUGAGACCGCCGCAGCUGAGAUCUCUGGACGGAUUCGAAGAUGCGCCGGGCUCCUGGAGGCGGCGAAGCACAGACUAG
Messenger RNA from Metarhizium album ARSEF 1941, 936 nucleotides. RefSeq lists its product as uncharacterized. The record is from RefSeq and is a predicted model, not a curated record. NCBI's taxonomy places the organism in Eukaryota, Fungi, Ascomycota, Sordariomycetes, Hypocreales, Clavicipitaceae. The transcript has a single exon. Bases 1 to 936 code for a protein of 311 amino acids.